Limulus polyphemus (Atlantic horseshoe crab) is the source of this 2319-nucleotide messenger RNA. Its product is annotated as E3 ubiquitin-protein ligase Mdm2-like. The transcript has 11 exons. Lineage: Eukaryota; Metazoa; Arthropoda; Merostomata; Xiphosura; Limulidae. The coding region runs from base 136 to 1458 and encodes 440 amino acids. The record is from RefSeq and is a predicted model, not a curated record. Gene Ontology annotation, cellular component: nucleus. Gene Ontology annotation, biological process: regulation of cell cycle; negative regulation of apoptotic process.
UAAAGUACCAUACUAACGACACAAAAGUUUGUGACGCAGGAAAUAUCCUUGAACUGAAGGCUUGAGUAGUCCGAGGAGGGCAGUGUUACAUUUACAAAUUACAAUUCAAGUUACAUUUGAUUUUUAUUUGUCAACAUGUCAAUAAAAGAGAGAGAAAAUUGCCAAGAUAUCAAUGGUGAUAAAAAAGAUCAGUUUGUUUUGAAGCCUUCUUUUCUGGAACUAUUGAAGAAAGUUGGUGCUGAUGGGAAAGUGUUCACAUUAAGUCAGGUAGUUUCGUACUUGAAAGAGUACGUGUUGAUGAAAAAACUCUAUGAUCCUAGAGAUCCACGGCAGGUUUACUGUGAAAACGAUGAACUAGAGAGGGUGUUUGGUGUGAAGAACUUCACCAUCAAUGAUGUGAUGAGACUGUUAGCAUCUAACAUGUUCCUAUGUGGAGGAACAAGAUCAGGUGCCACUUCAAACUGUAAUGCAGAAGUUCUAAAGAGAAAAAUUCCUGAAAUCCAUGGAGAGACAUCUAAAAGUGUAGAAGAUAGCAGCAAAAAGGCAAAAAUUGAUGAAGAAAAUGUAAAUUCUCGUUGUCCGUCUCCUAUGCUUAUUUUUAUACCUGAUACACCAACAAGAGAGAGCUCGGAUUCUGAACUUAGUAUACAAGGCUAUGAAACAGCUUUUGUGAAAGAUUCCACUGAUGAUCUGUGGUAUCUAGAGGAAGAUGAAUAUGAAGUAGAGCUAGAAGAAGAUUAUUCUUUUCAAGUUGAAUAUGAAGUUGAAUCUUUAUCCAGUCUGAAAGGAGAUGACACUGACACGGACAGUGAUAUCCAGGACAUUGUCCAUGCUGCUGUCUUGUUGUAUAAAGAUGACAGUGACAAAGAAUUCUGGGCUGACAGCUCAGACAAUGAUGGCAGUUCGAGUGAUUCUGAAAUUGCGGAGGGGGACAAAUGGCAGUGUACUCAUUGUGAUAGCAUUAACAAACCUCCUUUGCGGUUCUGUCAGAAAUGUUGGGAAGAGCGUUUAGGUUGGUUACCAGAUAGGUCGGACCGUCAUCCACCAAAAAAAUAUCGGCAUCGAAAAUUAAACCAGUCCUUGUCUAGAAGAGGCUCAGAUCAUGGAUAUCAUUCAUCUCAGGUUCCUGUCAGUGGACUCUCAUCAUCACAAGAACCCCUAAGUGAUAAACAAGACUUUUCCCAACCCAGCACAUCUCAAGAUAAACAGUCAUCUUCAAGUCAGGAUGAGUUGUUUCAAACCAAAGAUUCUUCUUCUUUACUAUCAAGUUUACAAGAUUCUGCUGGUGGUCAGUGUAGUCUUUGUUUGCAGCGGCCAAAGACUGGCACUAUGAUUCAUGGUCGGACAGCUCACCAAGUUUGUUGUUACAAAUGUGCUCGUCGCCUUCAAAGUUCUGGUCAAAAGUGUCCAGUUUGUCGAAGGACGAUACAAAGAGUUGUGAGGAACUUUAUCUUGUAAAUAGUUCAUAUAUAUGUAAUUUAUUCAACCAAUGAUGAUUAGCAAAAAUUGAACUUCUGCAAAACCCAUUCUGUAUUAAAUAUUUUCAUUACAUGCUUACUGAUGCUGUGAAGAAGUACCAAGGUUUUCCUUAUGUUUUGAAAUCAACCAUUAAAAAAUGUAAAUUACUUCAAAAUUCAAACCUUUUCUGUGACUUAUCUCACCAAAACACCCAGUUAAAUAUUGAAAUGUUGCCUUCAAAUGCUUUUUUAUAUCUUAUAAUUAAUUAUUAUUUUUCCAUUGGUGUUUCUAAUUCUUGUUACACUUAUUAUUUCUUGAAGUUUAAAAAACACAUAGUUGUGAUAGUUCAUUGUUUUCACACUGUUGAUGAAAGUCUGUACAAUUGAGAAUAUUACAUGAAAUUUGAUAACACUAAAAUCUGCUUGUUAAUAAAAUACUACCAUAAAAUUCACUAGUAAUUACUUGUUAAGAAAAUGCCAUCACAGAAUAUAUCAGUAACAACUCUGCUACUACAUAGCACUUUUUUCUUGUCUUGAGAAAGAAAUACUUGUGUAUUUCUAACCUCCUACUCUUUCACAUCUGUGCAACCAUGUAGUACUUUUUUAUUAUCUAUACAAGAAAAUACAUAUUUUUAACCUCGUACUCCUUCACAUCUCUGCAUCUAUGUAGUAGUAUUCUUCUAACCUACUCCUUUACAUCUCUGCAUCUGUGUAGUAGUAUGUUUCUAACCUACUCCUUCACAUCUCUGCAACUAUAUAGUAGUAUGUUUCUAACCUACUCCUUCACAUCUCUGCAACUAUACAGUACGUUUCUAACAUACUCCAUCACAUCUCUGCAACUAUAUAGUACGUUUCUAACCUC